CACGACCGCACAGGCCAAGAAGCACAGGAGCACAAACCCCCCACGAUUCCCAAACACGACCGCGAGCCGAGCGACGAGAAGCUCCCGGAAAUCCGCUGCCGCGAGAAGAUCUCGCCGCCGCCCGGCGCUGCGCAGGUGGAGGUGGGAGGGGCUGCUUGGAUCGGAUCGGAUCGGAUCGGGCGCGGCCAUGAUGGAUCCGGAGAUGAUGCGGCUGGCGCAGGAGCAGAUGAGCAAGAUGUCCCCCGCGGACCUCGCCAGGAUGCAGCAGCAGCUUCUGUCAAAUCCUAACCUGGUAAAAUUAGCAUCUGAGAGCAUGAAGAAUAUGAGAGCUGAUGACUUUAAACGAGCUGCGCAGCAGCUGAAUCAAACAAGACCAGAUGAAAUGCUUAAUAUGGCCGAGAAACUGGCCAAUGCUAAUCCUGAGGAGGUUGCGGCAAUGAAGGUUCAAGCAGAGCAACAGAUGUCGUAUGUGAUAUCUGGUGCCAAGAUGUUAAAGCAGCAGGGAAAUGAACUUCAUAAGCGUGAGCAGUAUGCUGAAGCUGCUGCCAAGUACAAGCUUGCCAAGGAUAACUUAAAGAAUAUACCAUCGCAAGCAGCACAUUCUCUGCAGUUGGUGUGCACUCUUAAUUUAAUGGCUUGUUACCUGAAAACACGGAAUUUUGAGGAAUGCAUAAAUGAAGGCUCAGAGGUACUAAGUUAUGAUACGAACAACGUCAAAGCAUGCUACAGGAGGGGCCAGGCAUACAAAGAACUAGGAAACCUGGAAGCUGCUGUUGUUGACUUGAGUAAAGCACAUGAACUUUCCCCAGAUGAUGAAACUAUUGCUGCAGUUCUGAGAGAUGCAGAAGAAAAACUUGCAGUGGAAGGGAAAGGAGUGAAGCAUCCAAAAGGUGUUGUAAUUGAAGAAGUAGAAGAGGAUGCUUCCAACCCAUCAAGCAGUCAAAUGAGUUCAUCCCCUGGAUACACUGUUUCACAACCUACUGAAGGAGAAGGGAACUCUACACGUUCAGGUCCUUCAAGCAUCGAUGCUAAUGGCUUAUCGAAGCUGGGAAUGGAGGGAAUGUCACCUGAACUAGUAAAAACUGCCAGCGAUAUGAUUGGCACAAUGAAACCAGAAGAACUUCAGAAAAUGUUUGAAGCUGCUUCUUCACUUCACGGAACAAGCUCCAGUCCAAAUUCGGGCCCUAAUAUGCCAGAAGUGUCUCCUGAGAUGUUUAAGAUGGCAUCUGAUAUGAUUGGGAAUAUGUCUCCUGAUGAAUUACAAAAUAUGCUGAAUUUCGCUUCUAAUAUGGGUGGACCUAGUACUGCCCCCUUGCGACCAGAGAAUAAGUUUCAAUCUUCAUCAAGGGCCACAACAAGUAGUACUUCCCAGAGAUCAGUGGAUAAUAGCCAACCUUCAUCUUCUCAAAAUAUAAUGGAAAAUCCUGAUGAAAAAUUAAGCAAUGUAAGGAUUGGUGAAUCAUCGUCUGCUGGUGCACCUUCUACAGCUGAUAUGCAGGAAACCAUGAAAAAUGCUAUGAAAGACCCUGCGAUGCGGAAGAUGUAUGCAUCUAUGAUGAAGAACAUUAGUCCAGAGAUGAUGUCAAAAGUUAGUGAGCAGUUUGGAAUGAAAAUGUCAAAGGAGGAUGCUGCCAAAGCUCAGGAAGCCUUGUCUUCAUUGUCUCCUGAGGCGCUGGAUAGAAUGAUGAGAUGGAUGGACCGAGCACAGCAAGGGGUAGAAGCCGCGAAGAAGGCCAAGAACUGGCUCUUAGGCAGGAAAGGCUUGAUCCUUGCUAUUGUCAUGCUGAUCCUGGCCUUCAUCCUUCACCAGCUCGGGUUCAUCGGUGGGUGAUGACCUGAAUGCAGAGAUCGGCUGUAACUAGCUUGCAAAUAAUCGUUGGGUAGCAAUAUGGUGUGCUUCCACUUUCUAACACCUGCCGAAAUGCUCCAUGGGAAGUAAGGGCUAAGAAUUCAAUCAAUCUGGCCUUUCUUGUAGCACUGUUCCCUCCUAUUCUUUUGUCGAGUCAUAAUUAUUUGUAACAUUAAUCGGAUUAUUGUGAGGAACCGACUUCAAAUUGAGGUAGUAUUACUGUUCAGGUUCAGAUAACUUGCCGAAAUGUAGUGACUGAUGAGAUACCAGUGUUUUUAUGCGCUUAUUGGAAGUUAUAUGUACACGUGCUAUGUCUCGUAUACUCA
This is a messenger RNA of Oryza brachyantha (malo sina), 2175 nucleotides long. Its product is annotated as outer envelope protein 61. Lineage: Eukaryota; Viridiplantae; Streptophyta; Magnoliopsida; Poales; Poaceae. Gene Ontology annotation, molecular function: protein binding. The transcript is spliced from 10 exons. Bases 188 to 1831 code for a protein of 547 amino acids. The record is from RefSeq and is a predicted model, not a curated record.